CGAGUUGACUAAGUUCCUUGGUCACAUGAUCAUUUCAAAAUGUCGGCGGAUCUGACUCUCGGGUCCGUUCCGGCCUACUAUCGAGAGGUAUAUGAAAUUUUGUGCCCCCACAACGAACAGGUGGAUAAAGAUCUUUUUAUACAGCUGUUGUUAAAGUCCAGUUUGCCACGCCCAACAAUAUCACAGAUAUGGGACAUGGUAGAGAGCAAGCAGGGCUACCUAACUCGCGUCGGGCUGUACAAAGCUUUGGCUCUUACUGCUCUGGCCCAACAAGGCAAAACUGUCAGUGAAAAACUGUUGGAAAGUUUUUCUGGGCAUGAACUUCCCAGACCUAACCUAGGUGAUUUAUCAGACCUACGAGCAACAAGCAUCAAAAUGCGAAGACAGAAAUCUCCUAAUGUUCUGGGAUAUUCCUACCAUGAACUUUGCAAACUGGACACAAUCAAAGUAGAACUUGUACCAGAAAAGAAAGGACUUAUUUUGAAACAUGUGGAAUAUGAAGUAACAAGCCAGGUUUGCAAAACAACUGUGUUAAGAAGAUACAACGAUUUUCUGGCAUUCCAAGAAAUGUUAAUGACACGGUUUCCAUACAGACUUAUUCCAAGACUUCCUCCAAAGAAGAUGAUGGGAGGCAAUCGAGAGUUUAUAGAGCAGAGGAGGAAAUCCUUGCGACGCUUCCUAAAUCUCAUCGCACGACACCCACAGAUGUAUGAUGACAAACUUGUCAAAUUCUUCUUCUCUUAUUCAGGGACAGAUAUGCAACACAAAAUUAAAGAAGUUUUCAGGGGAAUCCCAGAUGAAUUUAUGACCAGUAAUCUUGCAAGUCAAGCAAAGGACCUAGUUCCAAUGGACACUCAGACACAGCUUUCUAAUAGUAAAGAACACAUUAGGAUUUUAUAUAACAGUGUGUGUAAAUUAAAAGACAUCACUGAGAGAAUGGUGUUCAGAGCCACUAACUAUGCCUGUGAUAUGCUGCAGUUUGGGCAGGAAUUAAGUCAUUUAAGUAACGACAGUACCCAAAUCUCUGCUUGGGCGACUGGAACUAAUGAUACAUGGGCUCAUCUGCAGAAAGGGUUCAAACAUCUUUCAGUAGAGUAUGCUGCCAUAUCGGAGAAAAGCUCAGUCGAGGCUGCAGAUGAAGAUGAACAUGUUUUAGAGAAAAUAUCUUUUUUCCAAGAUAUGUUGAUAUCCUACAGAGACUUAUGUGAGAGACACGAGAAAGGGGUACUACAAGAUCAUCAAAGGGCGAUCGCUAAAAUGGGGCAAUAUAAAAAGAAAAAGAUGUCGGCCACUGUCAGCUCCUCUGAGGCUGGUGCAGUUGAACAAUUGGAACAAAAAAUUCUUGAUCAAGAGGGUCAGAUAGCCAAUAUGGAAAACAGGAAUUACUACAGCUUACACUGUUUACAAAUGGAGACCCAGCUGAUACACGCUAACCUGGAUAUCUUAUAUGACAUUCUGGGGGAUAUGACAAAGAUUCAAGCAAAAGCACACCGAGAGCUAGGAAAAGUUUGGGGUGAUAUUCAGCCAAUCAUAGACAAUCUACAGGGGCCCCGCCCUGAUUCUCCGGCCAGGCUGUCCCCUGUGGGAUCACCCACCAGCAAUAAUCACCCAGGGAUCACAGCAUAGUACACACCGACCCACCCACAACAGUAAUUGACCUCUCUACACUGGUUGUUUUCUGCCUCAUGAUCUAACCAUUCCAUAUUAUACACAGUACCGCUGUGGUGAACGUACUCCAUCUUUCAAACUGUUGAUAAAUUACGGAUUUGAAAUAACACUUGGAUACAUGCAGCUGAUAUACUUAUAUGUACUCUUUAUGGUUUCUAUGGAAAGCAAUUUUUGUUUAAAUUUGGUGUUUACAGUUUUUGUGGUAUUCAAAUGAUACAUGUAUGAAGAUGUGCUGAAACUGGGUCCUGUCUAGUCACUAUUCUCAGUCUCUGUUUUCCGGUUCAUGUAUGUAAAAGUCUUCAUCAUACGUGCAUGUACUGUAUACCAGGAAAUUUUCACUCAUUCUUUUUGCUCAGAUGCUUAGAAAAAUGAUUUAAAGAUUUGUCCCAUUAUAAAUUUGCCUAAAGCUAUGUAUUAUAAUGUAAUACUAAGUCAGGGUUAUGAAUAAAUUUUGAUUUACCCAGUUUUUAAUUUGCCAAUUCAGGAUGUGGAUGUAAAUUGGUAAAAAAAAAAAAUUCCAGUACACAAUGUACUAGAAGCUUGGUCGAAACAUGAUUCAGAAACCACCUUUGCAUUUAGGUAAUUCUGCAUAAAUAUUGUAUGUUAAGAAGCUCAAAGCAUGUAUAUCUAAAAUUUUAUAUGAAUAAUCAAGAAAGCAUUUAUGUUUGACCUGCAUGUACAUAUAAUUCCUAGUCAUGUUACUUAGGUUUGUAUUGUUUAAAGACACCCCCCCCCCCCCCCCCCCCCCCACCCCUGCAUAUCAAUACACAAUUUUAUAUCACAAUUGUAAAACGAUGUCUCAAAUUUUGUGGGAUUUUUUGUACAUGAACUACCCAGCAUUUGUAUGCAGUCAUGUAAAUAAUUCCUUUACAUUGCUGUAUUAGGGUCGAGAUCAAAAGAUCGAUGUCAGAUAAAAAUCUAAAUUCAAAUAGUUAGGGGGAGGGGGAGUUAAACCUCCUGUAAGUUUCUAUCAUCCAACAUUGAUUUCUCUUUAGUGAAAAAUGAUAAAAGAUAAGUGACUGUUUAAAAACACAUAUUAAUAAUAUUACAUUUUAAUGCGCAUUUGAUAGUGUUAAUGCAUACUAUCAUUUGUGAAUAAACAGUAGAAAAGGUAUACCGAGUGUUAUUUAUACCCGUAUGUUUUUACUUGUUAAUCGAUUAGUUUCAACACUAAUCAUAUUUAGGUUUUGGUGAAAACUAUGUGAAUUUACUUUUUUGUCAGACAUUGAACAUUUGAUCUCGCCCCGUAGUUUGAGGUUGUUUGUAGUUUUGUUUCUUCCACAUACAGUCUGUGUAAAUUCUACUGCAAUCUUGUCUAAGUAACGAUAGCUUGUUUUGUGUGUGUGAGGAAAAUGUUUUCAUAAUAAACUGCCAUUGUGUUACAUGAAUUGCUAAAAUAAAAUCAGCAUGAGACUGCAGAUUGCAUGCUUGAACAAUUCUAGCAAUAAAUAUUCAGGGCAUCAAUGAUUUAAAAAUUCUCUUGAUAUAUUGUAGAUUCCUUAUUUUACGCGAGUACUUUUCAAAUAUUGCAAAAUGACUCGUGGAUGUCAGAUCACAUGAUCAUGAAUUCGCGAAUUGUGUAUUAAAUUGAUCAAUAGUUUUAACAUGCAUUUCAGCAAUAUAAAGAUAAAAGCGGGUAAUUUUAUUUCGCGUGUGAUGCGUCUUGCGAACUUACGUGAUUAUAAAUUCCUUGCAUAUAUUUAGUAAUCUACAGUAGUUGGGAAUUUUAAAGAAAUUUCAACCAUACCAAAACAUGAAAUCAACGAAUCCCAAGAGAAGUGAUAACUUUUUUUCAUACUGUUUUAUUUUCUUUAUUGAUAUUACAAAUCCCACAUCAUACAGAUUAAAUGUAAAAUUAUUUAUUGUGAAUAAAUUGCAUCACCAGAAUUAUAGAGUAGUGAUUGACGUAAGAUACAUUGUAUUAUAUUGAAGUAGAAAAUGGAUAUAUGUAAGUAGUAUGUGGAAUUUACUAACAGCCUCUUCUGUGGAUAAUGGAUAUCAGAUCUUAACUGGUCAGGCAUGUCGUUAAAAUGUGAAUAUUUUAUAUCCUCAUUGUACUGUUGUCAUUUUCAGUCUUUUGUUUUGGUUAAGGGAAUGUAUGAUUGUUCAAUAAGAAAUUCUUUUUAUGGAUCAAUUUGAAAGGUUAAUAGAAUUGUUUUAAUUGCAUCAGGCAUUUUGUCUAUUUUGUAUUUCAUUAAAGGUUUUAUCAGUUGAAGUGAUAAAGGUCUGGUAUUUAAAUGGUGCCAUUAUAGAUGUUCUUGUAAUAUUCUAAAUGUAAAAUUUCCAUAGUGCUGAAUCCGUUUAUUAUAUACAUACAGGUUUCGAGAUCAAUGUGAAUGUUUCAUUCUGUCAUUUUGAAGUGCACAAUGUGGAAAAUCUACAAACUGAUAACUUUUCACUGCCAUUGAAAUGAAAUGAUUCAGAUGUUCCUACAGGUUUUCAUGAAAAUUUUGUUAUUUUGGUUUCAUUUGAACAUGGGUGUUUUCUAUGUGAUUUUUUUAAAAUGCUUUAUGAAAUGCAGGGGGAUAAAAACAAGGAAUUACUUUUGCAAUUAUGAACCUCAGAUAUAUGUGUGCUAGAUAUCGAAAAUAUCUUAAUUUUCAUAAAGAGGUAUAGCGCAUUUGCUGACGAUACGGCCGACUCAGAAAUCUAAAUGGAAAACACCGGUUUCCAAUAAUAGACUGGCGUGUUAUAUUUAGAUAUAAGGCCAACGUUUUUGAUGUUUCGUUAACCAAAAUAAAUAACUGCCGCAGUUUAGCAUUACUGACAUUUAUAUGAGUCGUUCUUUACUUAAUAAACCAUUUCCCUAUUUGGAAUGAUGAACAAUACAAUAUUUUCAUAGACCUGUGCAUUCAUAUUACACAACAACCCUUUUACAUAUGGCAUUACUUAACUCACUGUUCUGACAUGACUGCAGCGCCUUUAAUAGAUGUCAUUAGUUCAUUUUCCUUUGGUUGAUAAUUCGAGUGUUCAUCUUUGCCUAAAUAUCAUAUGACAGUUGCUACAUGAGUUUUGAUUUUUUUUUUUUUUUUUGAGAAGUCAAACUGUAUAACAGUUCUUUUCCUCCCUUGACUUAUUUUUACUUAUUACAUGCUGUGCAUUUGUGUCCUUUUUCUUGUAGUAUUUGUUUAGAUUUUCGUCAUCCACAUUACGGUUUGAAAUUCCUGUGCACACAGGAACAUGUUAGUGUAAACAAGCGGAACUACAAUGAUCUCGGAAUAAAUUCCCUUUCUUUAAGUUGUAACUUGCAAAUGUUAGAAGUUAUGAUGAAAAUGACAAAUAUUUGUUAUAUAUGUAUCACAUUUUACCCCCCCCCCCCCCCCCCUCAAGAAAACGACCCCAAAAAAUGGAAAGCAAAAAAAAAUAAAAAAAAUAGAUUGGCAAAAUAUUGGACUUGAACUCGGGGGAAUGGAUGGUUUAAGUGUAGGAUUACCAUGCACCUAAACCACUAGGCCACCCAGGCUUGUAAGUUUAAAGGUUUAACUUUUGACAGGCUGCUAAAUCUCAAGGUAAAUUUUGAGAACGAUUUUUUCAUAUUUUAUCCAUUUUCAACAAGAGGGCCACCUUAAACCAAAUUUCCUCAAACGGACUUAUAUACAGUCAUAAGCAGGUAAAACAACUUCAGUGUUUUAUUUCUGGUUUAAGGUGGCCUUUUGCAACAGUUUGCAAUUUUUUAUGCCCAUUACGUUACAUCUACUAUAUACUCUAUAUAAUCACGGUGAUGUUUAUGCUUGUCAAAUAAAUAUACUAUCAACAUAUCGAUAUCUUUAUUAAGUAAUUUGGGUAAACACAAGUAUAAACUGACAUUGUAUAGCAGAAUAUUUGUAAAAAAUGAUAUUAAAGAAAAAGGUAUUUAUGUAGGCGAAAUUGCAUACCAAGUGCGCUAUACCUCUUUAUACUAUCAUUUUGAUAAUGUUGACUCGUUUCUUUCCGUUUGUUUAUAUUUAUGACUUUGUGAGGUGCACUUAAUGCUGUGCACGUUACAUUUGUACGAGUUUGAACUUACCACAAGACCUGCUAUAUAUACACUGUUAUACAGUUGAAUUACUGCAUCCUUGUCCAGUGUGUUUAUGGACUUCAUUUGUUGUUAUAUCUGUAUGUUAAGGACAUGUCGUAAUGUGAUAUUUGUCCUACUUAAAUUGUUAUACCACAAAUAAAGGAAUGAAAAUUG
Ostrea edulis (European flat oyster) is the source of this 5839-nucleotide messenger RNA. Its product is annotated as sorting nexin-8-like. Gene Ontology annotation, biological process: retrograde transport, endosome to Golgi. The transcript has 14 exons. The coding region runs from base 40 to 1626 and encodes 528 amino acids. NCBI's taxonomy places the organism in Eukaryota, Metazoa, Mollusca, Bivalvia, Ostreida, Ostreidae. The record is from RefSeq and is a predicted model, not a curated record. Gene Ontology annotation, molecular function: phosphatidylinositol binding.